Molecule: messenger RNA, 1723 nt
Organism: Ipomoea nil (Japanese morning glory)
Lineage: Eukaryota; Viridiplantae; Streptophyta; Magnoliopsida; Solanales; Convolvulaceae
Product: peptidyl-prolyl cis-trans isomerase CYP37, chloroplastic
Exons: 12
Coding region: 305-1516 (403 amino acids)
Biological process (GO): protein peptidyl-prolyl isomerization
Molecular function (GO): peptidyl-prolyl cis-trans isomerase activity
Source: RefSeq, a predicted model, not a curated record
UCCUUACACCACAGAACAGAAGUGCGUAUAAAAAUAAAAUGCGCGAGAAAGGAUAGAGUUUGGAUGAGGCGCGUCAAAAUCCUAGCAACUACCGACCACUCUCUUCUUCCAUGGCGCACCCUUCAGUCUGUUCCUUCAUCUCUCACAACGCAGCUCUUCUCAGAGUCUCCUUCUCGCCUUCUCUCCAAAAACGCGCCUUUUUCUCCACUCAUUGCAUCGGCCCUCUCUGUAGAAGAACAACCUCCGCAAGACCAAAUCAUCAUGGGCUUACGCUUCUUCUUGCGAAAAUGGAUCCUUCAUUGUUAUGCAGGAUUUGACAAAAAGACUUACUACAGUCUCCAGUUUGUCAAGGUUUUUGGAACAUGGAAUGAAACGACUUGAGACAGCAAUAGCUGUGUUCAUUAUAUUUGUUCAAGUUGCAUGUCCAGUUCCAUUGUCUGGUUGGGAAUCAUGGGAUGUUUCACCUGCGGAGGCAGUACUUUAUUCCCCAGAGACAAAACUUCCUAGAACAGGUGAAUUGGCUCUGAGAAGAGCUAUCCCAGCAAACACCAGUAUGAAAGCUAUUCAGGAAUCCCUUGAGGACAUUUCAUACUUGCUAAGGAUUCCACAGAGAAAACCAUUCGGAACAAUGGAGGGUAAUGUGAAGAAAGCUCUUAAGAUUGCAACCGAUGAAAAGGAAGCCAUAUUGGGUAGUAUACCCAUUGACUUGAGAGAAAAUGGUUCUGUCUUAUAUGCAUCUCUAAUUGAUGGCAAGGGUGGAUUGCAAAGCCUUAUAGAGUCGAUAAAGGAUAAGGAUCCGGAUAAGGUCUCAGUAGGUCUUGCAUCUUCACUAGAUACUGUUGCACAGUUGGAGUUAUUACAGGCUUCAGGGCUAUCAUUUUUGUUGCCUGAACAGUACUUGAACUAUCCAAGGCUCACAGGAAGAGGAAUGGUCGAAUUCACAGUUGAGAAGGGAGAUGGUUCAUUGUUUUCUCCAGAAUCUGGUGGUGAAGGAAAGAGCAUCACAAAAAUUCAGGUUGUUUUAGACGGGUAUUCAGCACCACUGACAGCAGGAAACUUUGCAAAACUGGUGAUUGAUGGUGCGUAUGAUGGUGUGAAGCUCAACUGUGCCAAUCAAGCAAUUCUUACAGAAAGCAGGUUGGGGAAGGACAUUGGAUAUAGCGUUCCCUUAGAGAUCAUGCCGUCUGGGCAGUUUGAGCCACUAUACAAAACAACUUUGAGUGUGCAGGAUGGGGAGCUUCCUGUGCUUCCGUUAUCAGUUUAUGGUGCAGUUGCCAUGGCACACAGUGAUGUUUCCGAGGAGUACUCAUCACCAAGCCAGUUUUUCUUUUAUCUUUAUGACAAGAGAAAUUCUGGCCUAGGAGGCAUAUCUUUUGAAGAAGGUCAAUUUUCUGUCUUCGGAUAUACCACUGCUGGAAGAGAAAUUCUUUCUCAGAUUAAAACUGGAGAUGUGAUUCGAUCUGCAAAGCUCGUGGAAGGCCAAGAUCGCCUCGUUCUACCAAAAGAGAGUUUGUAAAAUCUCAAUUCACCAUCACACUCCCCUUCCCCUUCCCCUGGAUAGUAGCCAACUUUUCCACUGUACUAAUGAUUUAUGGUAUAAGAUUAAGAGAAAUGACUAUAAAUGGUUUCUGUACUAUUUAUCUCAACUGUAAUAUCAACUGUAUUGCUGUAUGUGAAUUGAAGAAUGCAACUAUAUAUAAUAAUCUUUGCAUUAUUAGUUAAA